AUGGAGCAAUACGAGCGCGCGGCUGUUGAUCCGCUCGAGGGGCAGACGGAGCAGGGCGGGGAGGAUCCCGCUCCGUCGGCGGCUCUCGCCGGCGCCAAGGAGGGCGAACAGGAGCGCGUCCCCGAGACGCACAAUCCCGUCGGCGCCGCCGCGUCGGAGGGCGCCAAGAAGCAGGAUCUUGAGGUGAUUGAUCGAUGGUGGUUCGGAGCGGCGGGCGACCGAAAGAGCGGAAUGCUCUGUUUCUUGACGUUCUUGUUGGUUCUUUCUUUGGCGCAGGAACCUUCGCCGGAGUCCGAUGAGGCCGCGGCCGCGUCUGCCAACAUCAAGGGCGAAGACCGCGAGGCGUUCGAGGACCCUAUGGAGACUCACUUCGAGUUCCGAUCAGCGGCUGCCGACGCGACGCCGCCGUACAACUCCCUCCGCGCACGGUCAAGGAAGCAGGCCGGGCCGACGAAGUUCGUCGCCGUGGGAGCUCCCGACGGUGCCGGCUCCGAGUCGCCUGUUCUUGGCGCGUCGUCGUCUUCGGACUUCUCUGCGAUGGCCGCGCCCGGCGCCACGGUGGCGAUCGCGCACGCCUCGCCGCCCGACACCAAUCGCCGCCUGCCGUCGCGAAGCAGGAAGCAAUACUCCCCGGAGCGCAUCGCCUCCGCGGGGGCAUCAACUUCGGCGGGCGCACCGGCCGCAGGCGACCCAGCUCCCCCUGCUCGAGGCAGGAAGCAGCCCCGGCCCGAGCACUUCAUCCCGGAGGAGGCGGCAGCUAUGGCCGGCGCCAAAGCUCGCCGGGGCAACAUCGUCCUCGACAGGUUCCUCUCGUCUACUAUGGCCCGCGGCUCCUCGGCUUCGGAUUGGGUGAGGGACGUCACGGCGGAGGACGCGGGCCAGCCCGAGCGCCCGCGCGGCAUCGAGAGCUUCAGGAUCAGGGACGCGAGCCGCCACGCCGCCCGCGCCUGCGGCCUACGCGCCGCGAUCAGCCGCCUCGGAGCCUCGUGCGGCGGCGCAUCGUCGCCAUCCCCGGCGGCGCCAGGAGAACCCGAGGGGAGCGGGACCAGGAGGCUCUACGGCAUCCUCGCCGUUCUCGGCGCUUCUCUUGCGCUCAGCGUGGCGUCCUGCGUGCUGUUCUACAUCGUCGGUCAUAGCAGCGAGGCUGCUCCCUCCGGAGAGAACCAGGACAAGUGA
This is a messenger RNA of Triticum turgidum subsp. durum (durum wheat), 1176 nucleotides long. NCBI's taxonomy places the organism in Eukaryota, Viridiplantae, Streptophyta, Magnoliopsida, Poales, Poaceae. The record is from the annotation of a GenBank genome assembly.